AUGAAGGAUGAAAAGAUCUCACCUGAUACUCAAACCUUUAGCAUAUUAGUUGAUGCAUUUUGCAAGGAAGGUAAGGUGAAAGAAGCGGAGGCUGUUAUAGACAUCAUGGUUGAGAGAGGUGAGGUACAAACAAGCAAACGUGGGAAGCUUGAUAUAGCGAAGGCUCUUUUCCAUGACCUAGCUUUAAAAGGUGUGCAACCUAGUGCGCGAACAUUUAACAUAAUGAUUAGUGGCCUCUGUGGAGAAGGUCAGCUAAAGGAAGCAGAGGACAUGUUUCUUAAAAUGGAUGAGAGUGGCUUCCCACCAGAUACUGUUACUUGCAAUGUUUUUCUCCAAGGAUAUAUUAAAAACCAGCAUUAUGAUGAUGUAGGGAUGCUUUUACAUGAAAUGGAUGGAAGAGGUUACUCACUUGAUGCUUCUACUUUAUCGUUGUUAAUACAUCAAAUUGCAGCUGGUUCAUUAGACAGAACUUCCAAAUUGUCUGUUUGGUACUUUUACAGCUUGUCAGUCGAGAAAUACCCCGAUAACCCAAUGCUUGGUACCCGUGAAUUCGUGAAUGGAAAGCAUGGAGCAUACAAAUGGUUGACUUACAAACAAGUAUAUGACAAGGUGAUACACGUUGGAAAUGCUAUCCGUUCAUGUGGCGUCGAGCCUGAGGGACGGUGUGGGAUUUAUGGUGCCAAUUGUGCAGAAUGGGUUAUAAGCAUGGAGGCAUGUUAUGCUCAUGGGUUGUAUUGUGUACCUUUAUAUGAUACCUUAGCUUUUGCAGACGAGAAAAAGAUCUGCGAGUUGUAA
This is a messenger RNA of Helianthus annuus (common sunflower), 795 nucleotides long. Its product is annotated as pentatricopeptide repeat-containing protein At1g12300, mitochondrial-like. Lineage: Eukaryota; Viridiplantae; Streptophyta; Magnoliopsida; Asterales; Asteraceae. The transcript has 8 exons. The coding region runs from base 1 to 795 and encodes 264 amino acids. The record is from RefSeq and is a predicted model, not a curated record. Gene Ontology annotation, molecular function: protein binding.